Molecule: messenger RNA, 2201 nt
Organism: Neocloeon triangulifer
Lineage: Eukaryota; Metazoa; Arthropoda; Insecta; Ephemeroptera; Baetidae
Product: zinc finger CCCH domain-containing protein 18
Exons: 12
Coding region: 227-2026 (599 amino acids)
Molecular function (GO): metal ion binding
Source: RefSeq, a predicted model, not a curated record
GUAUUAUUUUUCUUUCGAUGCCGACAACACGAAAGGCAGCCAAGAAAGCAUCGAAGAAUUUUCAACCAGAUUCCAAAUAGAAAUCUUGAUUAAGCUGGAAUAUUUUCCUUCAGAAGCUUAAAAAAUAUUUUUCUUGCGUCGCUUUUGCGUUAGGGUUUUGGCCUCGAUUUUCUGACCUCGGCCCUCAUUUGAUGCUCAGCGAGUGACUUCGGACAGCAUAGUUGGUAUGAGUUCUGCCGACGAAAUGGACAGUCCGGUCAAGAGCGAGCCGAGAGACGCCUCGGUCGAAGACGAAGAAAUAAAAAAUUCUCCGGUUGAGGCAGAGGAGGAGUCGGGCAAUGACAAGUUCGACCCUCUGUCCAAGGAGGACCUGUCGGACGUUUCUGACCUUGAGAGCCACGACGGCCUGCAGGAGUCGAACAACAAAGCGUCUCCUCACAAAACGAUGCAGGACCAGCUGGAGACGGAAUUGGACUUUGAGGCCGAGGAGAAGGACGAGGAGCCGAAAAAGCAGGAAUUGAGCAAAAGAGACAAGUCGUCGAGCGCCAAAAAUGCAGAGAGAGCAGAUUCUAAACCUGAGGCCGGAGAGAUCAAGGAUGAUGAAAAUGAUCUCGAGGAGGGCGAAUGUACCGACGGCGAGGACGCUCGACCUGAGGAGGAGAGCAAACCGGUGUGUCGUUUUUACAAUCGGGGCCAGUGCACUUGGGGAGCAAACUGCAGAUUUGUUCAUCCCGGAGUAACGGAUAAGGGAAAUUACACCAUGUUUGACAUGGUCAGGCCUCUGGUACCAACAAAUGGGCCUCCAGGAUUCGACGUCCCGUAUGACAGGCCUUAUGGAUCAGGUCUGGGGUCAGGAGAACCUUUCGACGGACCACCUUUGGAGUCAGCUUGGGAAAGAGGUCUUCGACAUGCCAAGGAAAUGAUGAAGAAAGCUACCAGAAGGAAAGAAACGGAUAUGGAUUUUGAGGAAAAGAAAAUGAACCUGGGACUAGGGCAAGAAGAUCUUGACAAAGAAAACGAUUUCUACACCAGACCUGCCAGUCCUAUUCACAGAUUUGAGGAAAACGACGAAAGAUACGGACGGCCAAGCAGAGACGAUGAUUAUUACGCCCAAGAUGGCUGGAAGCGGUCUCAGGACGUCUCGCGUCGGCAGCUUGAAAAUUUCUACAAGCAGAGACAGAACCGAGAGUUCCGUGAGUCGAUGCGGGGCAAGGGCGAGAGAUCAAGUCGCAGAUCUCGAGACGCCUCCAGUUCGCCAGAGUCCUCAAAGGGCCACCACUCGGCAUCAAAAUAUAAGGACAAAGAAAGAGUCAAGGGACAACCCAAACAGAAACCUGAUGACUGGUCUGACCCGUGGAUGAGACAAAAAUCUCCCACCAGAAAGGGAACGUGGAAAAGAUCUCACUCCUCUGAAUCUUCAUACUCCUCAUCAAGUGGAUCGUCGACUGGAAGCUCCAGUUCGUCCCAUUCUAGAUUUUCUGGCCACUCACCGGCGCCGAAGAAAAGUGCUGUCGAGGCUAAUGUCUAUAGGUCCUCUAAAUAUGAGACGUCUGCUCCUCCCAAGCCAAAAGAACCCAGAGAGCCACCUGUGACCAAAAAACGCCAACCUGUCGACGAGUUGAUGCUCAAGAAAGGGUUCAAAUCUGAGAGAGGUAAAAAACGUCAUCACAGGUCUAGUUCCGGGUCAGGGUCUUCGUCCGCUUCGAACAGUUCAAUUUCGUCCAGCAGUGAUGACGAACGACUUCCCCCAAAAGAGAGAAGAGCAGAAACAGUCACAAAAAUUAAGGCAAUGGACGCAUUGAAAAUGUCUGGCCAGAAACAGCAGAUCAGACUCACACUACGGGACAGCGAAGCUCCUCCUAAAGCAGAAAUAGGUGCGGCCAAAAAGAGGCCUGUUGAGCCGCCAGCGCCCACUGUCGAAGCCAAGACUGGUGGGAAGAAGCCAGCGUCGCGAAGGGAGGAGCUGCUGAAGCAGCUGAAGGCGGUCGAAGAUGCAAUCAAGCGCAAAAAGGCCAAAACCAAUUAGCCGCUUUCCUUUUCAAUUGAGGUGAAGGACUUGGUGUCGCCCUAAAACUUAUAAGAAAACUCGUUUAUGUAAAACUCAUUUUUUUACACAUGUAAAAUUGAACCAACGCGGUCUUGUAGAUUAUUCGGACGCUGUCCGGAAUUGAAAUUAAAUUUAAAUGACCUACGGAAAAGUG